AUGCAAACUAAUAAUGAGCCAUACAAUUCUUUUAACGAUUAUCAACAAUCUGAGGAUGUCGGUCAAUCAAGUAGUCAACAUCAACCAAAAUAUAUUCCAAAAGCUAAACGGGGAAGACCCAAAAAAAAGCCAGGGUUUCAUUUAAAUUUAGAGGGUAUGAAUAAAAGACCAAUUCAUAAUAGGCUAAUAUCAUCAUCACAAUCUGAUUCCGGAACUGAUUACUGGAAUAGAACUCCAGGAACAAAUAUCAAUAUUCAUUCUCUCUCAUUAAUUCCAAUGGGUCUGCAGAAGGAAAGGUAUCAAAAUGAAAAAGAAUUAAAACUUUCAAACAGUUAUGGUAAUAACAAUCAUUCUAUGAUACCUUCAUUUAACCUUACUCCUUCUGUAGAACCACCCAUUGUAGGUUAUUUCGAUCAAACACCGAAAGGUACAGAUUUAAAUGCCGGUGGGUUCUUUUCACCUGCAAUCAAUGAAAAGAAUGCAUUUAAUCAAACUUUUGAAGAGUAUUUGAAAGAACUUGAGAAUGGUUGUGAAAAUUUACAGAAUGAAACAAAAGGAGUGGACAACAAAAUUUCAAACCAGCAACUACUACCUACAACUGAACAAUGUCAUGAACAUAUAAAUAAUUAUAACGGAACUUCUUCAGAGCAACAACAACAACAACAACAACAACAACAACCACAACAACAUCAGCAACAUCAACAUUCAUAUCAACAUGAUCUGCAACAUACUCAAAAUUUAAAUGAUGUUUUUGCUCCUUUAUUAUUUGAUGAAUUAGAACCUUCACAAUUAAACACUACUUCAAAAGAGUUCAUAUCACCGGAUGACGGGUAUCAUUCAGAUAUUAUUAGUUCUAAUGACGAGAAACGUCCUCAACAUUUAUUAAAAGUCGGUAUAGUAGGUGAUGAAGAUCAUGAAACAAGGUUAGCUUUGCCUACGUUACAUAAAUCUGUAUCCAAUCAAAGUAUCAGUAGUGUUGCCUCAGUUGGUUCCGAGCUGGCUCAUAAUUCAAACACUGCACUGAUCACAACUGGUACCAAAAAAAGAGUAUUAAAAGGUGCAGUGUGUCAUGUCUGCAAUAAAUUUAUAAGUCGAGAUUUAACAAGACAUAUGAGAAUACAUAAUGAAAUUGGUCGAUUUCAAUGUGUUUAUCCCAAGCAUAUGUGUAAUCAUAAAACACAAAAUUUUAAUCGACCCUAUGAUUAUAAAAAACAUUUAUUGCAUAGACAUUUCAUUUUUGAUAAACCUGAAGGUAAAAGUGCUAAUAAACUAACUGACAAGUUACCAAUAACAGGUGCUUGUAGUGCUUGUGGAGCUAGAUUUGUUGCAUCUGAAUGGUUAGAUGACCAUAUUUUAACGAAGGACCUCAAGAAACGUUGUGCUUAUGUCGAAGAAACUUGA
Insectozyma verbasci is the source of this 1401-nucleotide messenger RNA. The record is from the annotation of a GenBank genome assembly. NCBI's taxonomy places the organism in Eukaryota, Fungi, Ascomycota, Pichiomycetes, Serinales, Debaryomycetaceae.